Molecule: messenger RNA, 659 nt
Organism: Rubroshorea leprosula
Lineage: Eukaryota; Viridiplantae; Streptophyta; Magnoliopsida; Malvales; Dipterocarpaceae
Source: the annotation of a GenBank genome assembly
ACAAUCCAUUAAAUGAAUUUAUACGAUCUCCAACUACAAUCUAGCUUAUUCAAAGCACAAUCUGAUACCACCAAAAUCUGAAGAUAAAAUCUUUAAAAAUUUACUCUGAUAUCAUAAAAUCUCCAAAUACACUCUAACUCUUAAGAUCACGAUCUACAUCUCAAAUCUAUAUUCACUUUACAAGAUGGCUAGCCUUCUAACUCGUCACUCCCCUUGGUUUUCCCCGUCCUCGGUUUCGCUUCCUGACAUGGUGGACAAGGAAAACUAUGAGAUAACUCACAAAACAUUCAAUGACAACCCGUCAAUGCAGAAGAAAACUCAGUUCAGUAGUCUCAUCUAUAAGUCAUGGCCAGUGUUUAACAAACUCCCACUGGCAGGCAUCAGUAAUGGUACAGUGUUUAACACACUCCCACUGGCAGGCGUCAGUAAUAGUACCAGUGUUUAACACACUCCCACUGGCAGGCGUCAGUAAUAACCAAUGUUUAACCCCAUUGGUAGGGUUUCAGAAGUACCAGUGUUUAACAAACUCCCACUGGUAGGCAUCAGUAAUAGUACUAGUGUUUAACACACUCCCACUGGCAGGCGUCAGUAAUAGUACCAAUGUUUUAUCCCAUUGGCAGGACGAACCGGUUCUACAGAAAUACAUGUCAACAUGUGCU